Messenger RNA from Rhagoletis zephyria (snowberry fruit fly), 1467 nucleotides. RefSeq names its product protein sidekick-2-like. Lineage: Eukaryota; Metazoa; Arthropoda; Insecta; Diptera; Tephritidae. Gene Ontology annotation, molecular function: protein binding. The record is from RefSeq and is a predicted model, not a curated record.
AAGCACAACAGAACAGAAAAAGCGCGCUAGAGUUUAAAGAAAAAAUAUUAUAGCUCUGGUAGCAGUAAAAACUGACGAGUCAAUCAACUUAAACAACGGGAAAGUUUACCCACCAGCAAAUGAAACCAAAAAAAAACUUAAUGAAGGAAAAUUCUAACUGUCCGCUGUAGAUGCUAUUGUAAAAAAAAAAAAAAACAUUGUGGAAAAAAUGAUAAAUAAGCCACCGAUACGAUUGCCAACACCACCAACAACAAAAUUCACCCACCCACAAAGCAACACUGCUCGCUAAUUAAAUAAGUAGGCAAAAGAGUUCGUGUGUACAUACACGUGUGUGUGUGUGUGUGUGUGUGUAUCUAUGUGUAUGUCCGUGAAUGCUUGAAAGUAUUUAACAAACCAUCAAAUUAGCAACAGCAAAACGUCGUUAAAAGCGCAAAGAAAACAACAAAAUGACGCUACGCAUUUCAGCCAAAUAUAAAAAUCAUCUUGGCCUCAUCAUUUAUGGUUUUGCUGCGUUGCUAUUGCUGCUGACAGCUGCACCGUUGGGCAGUCAAGCGGGGCGUAUAUUUGAUGUGACAAACUUGGAAUACGUCAAUGUGGUCGCUGAAGCUAGAAAGAAUGUUACUAUUCUAUGUCCCGGCGUGUCAGAGCACUCGCUUGUGGAUACUUUAGUGUGGAAGACCUCAACAACAACAAUAGCACAGUUUGCUAAUCGAAUACAGCAUCUACACAGUCCGAGGAUACAACUGCUCUCGGAUAAUUUUGGGCUGCAGUUUAAUCCAGCCAUCGCCACCGAUACGGCAGAGUACUUUUGCCUUGUCAAUGAUCGUCACAUACCGGAGGCGAUAGUAGAUCUGCUGGUGCAUGAUGUUCCCGAUCCACCUGAGCGCCCACUCUUAAUAAGUUUCACAUCGCGUUCUGUGAAUCUUUCUUGGGCGCAUUCGCAGCAUCCACGAAAUGCACCAGUGACGCACUUUAUUAUAGAAACUCGGGUCGGCGAAGAUGGUACAUGGGAUCAAGUGCCACAAAUUUUAACCAAAUCGAAUGCUACUUCAUAUCAAGUUACUGGACUUAUACCAUUCACCGUUUAUAGCUUUCGCUUGUUGGCUGUGAAUAAAUUGGGCAUCAGUCCACCGUCCAAGGAAUCUUACUACAUUGUUACACUGCGAGAGGCACCAACUGGCAAGCCAAUACCCACCACCGCACACAACACCUCGUCCACGUCCGUGUACAUAUCGUGGAAAGCACCGCCGCCGGAUACCAUACUUGGAGAAUUUCUUGGUUAUCGGAUAACGUAUCGGCCGCGAGAUCGAAAUGAUACCAAGGAGAUUUACAUACGCGACAGCACCGUUGAGAGUCAUGAAAUUACAAAUUUGGAGACCUAUACACAGUACAAAGUUACCGUGCAAGUUUUCAAUCCAGAAGGCUUGGGUCCCGAGACCACCAUACUGGUUAUGACCGAUGAAGGAG